UAGAUAAUGGCACCGUCUCGCCCUUGAACGGUCUACAAGCAUUCCAUCGAAAGUGUAGGGGUCCCAGUCGCAACUGGGAGAUCGUCGCCACAUCGAGGUCGGAUCCUUUGUCUCACCGCAACAUGCUCAAAGUGCCCGGAAGAUACACCUCUCUUUCCUUUCUUUGAGAGUCGUCAACUCGCCGCUGCAUGUCGGCUUGGCCUUACACUGUAAUAAUGGCUGUCUGCAGACUUCGCGGCGAUGGCGCAUCCGCUUGGACCACAGGGGCUUGCUUUACUGGGAACAUUGUAACCAACAAAGAGGAGAUGACAAGUCCAAUCUCGGAAGCUAUUGAGCCAAUGCACUAUGGCUGAGCUGCUUUGACUCAGUCGCAAUUUCGUGUCCGUGGCUUUUAAUGAUCUCAAUGUCACACAUAUCUACUCGAACCAGCCCAGUGUUGGAGAUUGACGAGAUACCACCCGCCGCCAGCAGUAAUUGCUUUAUUUGGAUUUUGGAACCGACAGGCUUGUGGGAUACUGCUCGCUGUCUGCGACACUUUGUGAAGCCCAGCACUAGAGGCCGUUGGUGAAAUUGAGGGUCCGAGAGAUAUCCUAUUUAAUGACUUCAAAAUUGUACCAACCCAGC
Ilyonectria robusta is the source of this 624-nucleotide messenger RNA. RefSeq lists its product as uncharacterized. NCBI's taxonomy places the organism in Eukaryota, Fungi, Ascomycota, Sordariomycetes, Hypocreales, Nectriaceae. The coding region runs from base 395 to 568 and encodes 57 amino acids. The record is from RefSeq and is a predicted model, not a curated record. The transcript has a single exon.